Molecule: messenger RNA, 1338 nt
Organism: Olea europaea var. sylvestris
Lineage: Eukaryota; Viridiplantae; Streptophyta; Magnoliopsida; Lamiales; Oleaceae
Exons: 6
Coding region: 60-1247 (395 amino acids)
Source: RefSeq, a predicted model, not a curated record
AUGAAAUAUUCUUAAGAGAGGAAGAAGAAGAAGAACAGUAUUUUCACAAAACCUAAGCGAUGAGGGAUGAAAUUGAAAAUUUUCACAAUAGUCCCUUUUCUGCGUUUGGAAAUCAAACCAAUGAUCUGCAGCAAGAAAUUCUCGAUUCUUCUGAAGAGUCCAGCCCUUUAGGUUUGACACUGCAAAAAACGCCAUCUUUUGUCGAUCUAGUGGAGAUGACGAUGGCUAAUGGAAAUCAAGAAGUUCAUUCAACGGCGACGGCUCUUGGCUUAAACAACAAUAGUCCUCGAAUGGAAAAUGAGCAUUUGAAGGCUACCAAUUUCCCUGCAAAUUUGCUUCGAAUAGGAACGUGGGAGUGGAGAGCAAUGUAUGAAGGAGACGUGAUUGUGAAGAUAUACUACGCGAAGAAAAAAAUUGUUUGGGAGAUUCUACAAAGACCAUUGAAGAAAAAGAUCGAAAUUCAAUGGUCUGAUAUUAGUGCAAUUCGAGCCAGUAUGCCUGAUAAUGAAGUAGCAACUUUGGAAAUUGAGUUGAAUCAGCCUCCUUUGUUCUAUUGCGAAACCGAUCCACAACCGCGAAAACAUUCUGCUUGGAAACCUUGGUUUGAUUUUACAGGAGGUCAAGCUUCCUUCUGGAGGAGACACUAUGUUCAAUUCGCUCCCAAAACCCUCGAUAAACACUACCAAAAGCUUUUGCAAAGUGACGAACGAUUAUUUUCAUUGAGCCAUGAGCUCUUCCCAAGCCAAGAAUCCACUUUUUACUCUUUCGAUACCAUAUCGGAAUUUCUCCCUCAAAUGCAAUAUCCAUAUCCAACUUAUAUCACACCAAUAACAAUGGAACCUCAUAUGUUUCGUUCAAAUUCAACAUCAGGGAUUGUGACUCAAAACCAGACUGUUUGGGGACAAGCAGAAAAUAUUCAAGAUGCAUCAUCUAUUAAUUUGGUAACACAAUCUUCCAAUCUAGUUUUCGACUAUCCUUACUCGGAUUAUGUGGGAGAUGCAAAUAUAUCUAAUCCGUUAGAUGUAAAUCCUAAUGAUCAAGUGAUUCAGAAUGGCAUUGAAAAUUCCAUAUCAGAUGGUUUCCGUCCACAAUCUAUAAAUUGGAUAGCUCAAGAAUCUAUAGAAAACCUUGUGUUGCAACCAGAAGUAAACAACUCGAUUGAUCCAUUUGAAUUUGAAGGAUUGAUAAAUGGAGAUUAUUCUACUUGGAAUUCUAAUCCGAAUAUUUUCGGGCUUUUCCUUUCGUAAAUAGACUUGUUCUUCUUCCCUUUGCGGAAAAUCCUCAAAUGGGAAAGAAUUUCUCUUUCUUCUGAUGUUCGUUUUUGUAAAUUUCUGGAAG